This is a messenger RNA of Aspergillus calidoustus, 3453 nucleotides long. NCBI's taxonomy places the organism in Eukaryota, Fungi, Ascomycota, Eurotiomycetes, Eurotiales, Aspergillaceae. The record is from the annotation of a GenBank genome assembly.
CGGGGGCUUUCCCGUCAAGCCUUCAGCUGUGAUUGGUUACCUCUCGGAAUGCUUAUCGUGUUUCACGUGAUGAUACCGGAUUUUUUCCAAUUUUUCCUGAUUAGGCCGAUUGCGGAGCCACGGAGGGGUUCGCGAACUUCCUGUGAUUCAUCCCGCAAUUCUACAGUCUUCGACCUACCCCUCAAUCUACCUCUCACUAGUCACCAAAAUGUGGAAUUCUCGCAAGGUCGGCGUCCUCGGCGGUGGCCAGCUCGGCCGCAUGUUCGUCGAGUCCGCCAACAGACUGAACAUCCAAGUCAACGUCCUCGAUGCGGAGAACGCCCCGGCGAAGCAAAUCAGUUACCACGACGGCCAUGUUACAGGUUCAUUCAAGGAGCGUGAGGCCGUCCGAGAAUUGGCGAACAAGUGCGACGUUAUCACCGCGGAGAUUGAGCAUGUCGACACCUAUGCCCUGGAGGAGGUUGAUUCGCAAGUCCAGAUUGAGCCCAGCUGGCAGGCAAUUCGCACGAUUCAGAACAAGUUCAACCAGAAGGAGCACCUCGCCAAGUUUGGUAUCCCGAUGGCGGAGCAUCGCGAGCUAAUCGAGAACACACCGGAGGAAUUGGCCAAGGCCGGGGAACAGCUUGGCUAUCCGUUGAUGCUGAAGUCGAAGACUAUGGCUUAUGACGGGCGUGGAAACUACCGUGUCAACUCCAAGGACGAUAUCCCCGAUGCUCUCGAAUUCCUCAAAGGUCGCCCAUUAUACGCGGAGAAAUGGGCUUUCUUUCAGAAGGAACUUGCCGUCAUGGUCAUCAAGACUAAAGACUCCGUCCUCUCAUACCCCACCGUUGAGACCGUUCAGGAAGACUCCAUCUGCAAGCUCGUCUAUGCCCCCGCGCGCAACGUCCCCGACGACAUCAACCAGAAGGCCCAGGAGCUCGCCCGUAAAGCUGUCGCAACUUUCGAGGGCAAGGGCGCUUUCGGCGUUGAAAUGUUCCUCCUGAACGACAACUCUCUGCUCCUCUGCGAACUCGCCUCCCGAGUCCACAACUCCGGCCACUACACCAUCGAAGGAUGCGCCCUCUCCCAAUUUGAUACCCACCUCCGCGCCAUCCUCGACCUCCCCAUUCCCCCCGAGAGCGUCCAAAUCCGCCAACCCUCCAUCAUGCUCAACAUCAUCGGCGGCGCCGCCCCAGACACCCACGUCAAAGCCGCCGAAGCCGCCCUCUCAAUCCCCAACGCCGCAAUUCACCUGUACAGCAAGGGCGCUGCGAAGCCAGGCCGCAAGAUGGGCCACGUCACAGUCACGGCGCCCACGAUGCACGAGGCAGAGAAGUACAUCCAGCCCCUCAUCGAUGUCGUCGACGACAUUCGCUCCCAGCGCACCGACAUCAAGACGAAACCCGCCCCGUCUGGCCCCACAAAGCCCGCACCCCAGGUCGCAGUCAUGAUGGGCUCGGACAGUGAUCUCAAGACGUUGGUUCCCGGCCUGAAGCUCCUCCGCGAUUACUUUGGCAUCGAGCCCGCCGUCGAUAUCACCUCUGCUCACCGCACCCCGACAUUCAUGGCAGAGUACUCUGCUUCUGCCGCCGCGCGGGGAAUCAAGGUGAUUAUCGCUGCUGCAGGCGGUGCUGCUCACCUCCCCGGAAUGGCUGCUGCGCAUACCGUUCUCCCUGUCAUUGGUGUCCCGGUCAAGGGAAGCUCCUUGGACGGUGUUGAUAGUCUUCACAGCAUCGUGCAGAUGCCGCGAGGUGUCCCCGUCGCCACUGUCGGCAUCAACAACAGCAUCAACGCUGCCCUCCUGGCCGCUCGCAUCAUCGGUGCGUUCGACCCUGCCAUCCAGCGCAAGGUCGAGGCGUAUGCAGAGAAUGCUCGGGUCGAGAACAUGGAGGUGAAGAACACGAAGAUGCAGGAGCUCGGGUGGGAGAAGUACUUCAACCAGAUUUUCCUACAAACUUGUUUCGAACUACGCCUUGGAGGAUUACUGCACACAAGACGGAUGGUAAGAACGAAGAGGGUACUCGAUUGAAGACUAAUAGUACAGGAAAACGUCACUCUUACAAAAAUCAGAAACCAGUUGGGAAUCAAGAACCAGACGAAACCAAGCGACCGUGACAAUUAGGUAUUCUGUUACGUUAGGGAAGAACAAAGGAAAUAAGGUGUUACACUGCUAGAGAGAAACAGAGCUCUUCACUCCAACUUCAACCCGACCUAGACCGCGAUCUAAGUGGAAUUACGCGGUCUGAGGGUUAAAGGUCGGCUGCACGCCCGCGAUAGCCGAGAUGUCCUGAGCGGGCUUGCCGUUUGCGUGGCCGUUGGCAUGCCCGUUUGCAUGACCAUUAGCAUGGCCAUUGCUCACGACAGGGUUGUAGUGCUUCGUGUGGCCAUUGGUCACUGCGGUACCACCAUUGGCAAGGGCUGGAGCACCACCGGUUACCGUCGGGCCACCGACUGAAGGGCCGCCGUCGGUGAGACGGCCACCGGCUAGGGCACCACCGUUGACGGCGGGCCCUUGAGCGGCAGCAGCGAGACCGCCAGCAGCACCAGCGCCGGUGCCGGCGCCGCCGGUGGUCUGACGAUCACGGAGCUUGCUCUCAGCGGUUUCGUGCGGCUUGCGAGAGAUGUCGUCUGGCUUGGGGAUGUUGCUCGACUCUGAUGCGGAGCCGAUGGUGAAGAUGGGAGAUUCCCAGCGGUCGCCCUUGCGAGCGAGUUCGUCGUACUCCGUGGCCUUGGUGGUGAUGCCACCGGGGAGCUUGAUGUCCGGGAAGAGGGAGCCCUUGAGGGUGGUUGUGGUCUGGACCUUUGUACCGCGCUGGGCGACUUGCUGGGCCUGGCGCUUGCCUUCUUCCAUCUUGCGGCGGAUGGCAUUGAUGUAGCGGUUGUAGAUGUUGGGGGCGUCCUCGGGGUUCUCUUGCACAUGGCUCUUCACGCGCUUGGCUUCCUGGUGGACCUCGUAGGCAAAAGCGUCGGCCUUGGUGAAGGCGUCGCGGAUCUGCUGCUCGAGGACGCGCUGGAUGACGGGGCGGACGACGCGGAAGAGCAUGGGCUUGAAGACGGUGAAAAGGACCUUGUGCUUGGACUUCUUGAGCUUGAUGUCGAUGUCGUCUACCUUGACCGUGACCUUGUCGAGCUUGACGAAGUUCUGGCGGUCCUUCUUCUGCGCCCUGGAUGCGGCGAUCUUGAAGGAGAAGCCCUCGCCGCCGAGGAAGAUGUCCAUAAUACCGGUGUCGGUGAUGGAGGGGAAGCCCUGCUUCUUGUUGAUGUAGUAGCUGACGUCUCGAAGGUCGGCCUGGAUGCCAGACACUGAGAUCAUCAUCUUGUUGUCCUUCUUGUUGCUGAUCUUCUUGCGGCCCCAGCGGAAGUAGUUGUCGCUUCCGAAUUCGACCACAUUGGGCAUGAGGUUGUCACUCUCAAUCACCAGGUUUUCAAUGACCUAUGAUCUUGUUAGCGUGCAUUCCUCCCACCUGGAGAGAA